CUGCUUGGAAUUUUUCUUUUUCUUGCGCAUUUACUUUUUCAGUUUUUAUUCACUCACUUAAGCGGUGAAGUACCACAUCAUGCUAACAUUGGCGAAGAGAGACCGUCUGAUAUACUGCUUUCGGCUGAGUUCUUGAAAAAUCGUUAUUCGAUAUUUUUUGGGAUGAUCGCUGUUGGGAUGGCUAUUAUGAUAUGUAGCGUUUCGUUCGUUCUAAUCCGCGCAUUACUAAAAAAACUCAAAAGAAAGGCGGCAAAAAAAGAGGAGCCAGAAGAAAUGGAAGCUAUACCGAUGCAGAAACCAUCGAAGUCGAGGGAGCCAUCGACAUCGGCUGAGACGGCAACAAAGGAAAGUUCGCCGGUGAAAAAGCAGAGCUCUGGGGAAACUCCGGAAGAGACGUAUAAAAUUGAAGCCAGUUCGAUGCCGGUAUCAGAGACUUCGAAUGUGCCAUCGGUAACAGGAGAAGCAGCAGCAACAACGGCGACGGCGGCCACAAAAGAAAUGCCGGCUGUAAAAAUGCAGAGGAAGGAAGGAACUCCCGUUUGA
This is a messenger RNA of Gongylonema pulchrum, 543 nucleotides long. The record is from the annotation of a GenBank genome assembly. NCBI's taxonomy places the organism in Eukaryota, Metazoa, Nematoda, Chromadorea, Rhabditida, Gongylonematidae.